Molecule: messenger RNA, 2857 nt
Organism: Jaminaea rosea
Lineage: Eukaryota; Fungi; Basidiomycota; Exobasidiomycetes; Microstromatales
Exons: 4
Coding region: 195-2729 (844 amino acids)
Biological process (GO): cysteinyl-tRNA aminoacylation
Cellular component (GO): cytoplasm
Molecular function (GO): ATP binding; cysteine-tRNA ligase activity
Source: RefSeq, a predicted model, not a curated record
CCGAAUGUCGUGAGCCGCUUCAUCCUUCCUAGCCAUCGUAUAUGCUCGCGAGGACCAUCAAAAGAGCGAUCCACACUCCCAGACGACGAUAUCCCACCACCCUUUGCAUCUAUCCUACAUCUCACAGGCUCGUCGCCUCGUUUCACUCGACUGCGUUUCCCUCCCUCGCAGCGUGCUCCUCGUCUUCCCUCAGGAUGGCCGUCGCCAACCCGCCCGUCGACGGCCAGCCGGCUAGAGCUCAGCAGCCGCCAUGGCACAUUCCUGAAAAGAUCGAAAAGGAGCCGCAGCUGAUGGUCUACAACUCGUUGACGCGGACCAAGGUACCCUUUGUGCCUAUGAAAGGGCGACAUGUCACCUGGUACAACUGUGGGCCCACUGUAUACGACGCCUCACAUAUGGGACAUGCCCGCAACUACGUCUCGCAAGACAUCAUGAGGAGGAUCCUCGAGCAUCUCGGCUACAGCAUCCACUUCGUCAUGAACAUCACGGACAUUGACGACAAGAUCAUCGUCCGAGCACGACAGAAUCACCUGGUCAAGGAGUUCCGCUCACAACAUCCUCACCUCACCCCAGCCCUCCUGUCCGAAGUCAAGACCUCCUGGUCAGCGUACUUCGACAAGACGCUCCGUCGCUUCGCCCCUCCUCCACCACCGGAAGAGGUCAAGCAGCUGCCAGGUGGCAAGGUACCAGAAGAGGCAGCGUGGGAGGAAGUGAGCAGGCGGUACAUCUCAGACGAGAAGUGGCGCCAGGAGACGUCGAUGCAAGAGCCAAAGCUGGGAAUGUGGUAUUCUGCCCUCGACAAGUCACGGCAGGCGAUCAUUGCUGCAACCAUGUCAACCACAGCGUCAUCCCUCGACUCGUCAGCACCAAAGGAGUCCACCGCUGCGCUCGUCGACGCGUCACUCGAUCUCCUCUCCUCGUCGCUCGACGCUGCGCACGGCCAUGCGGUCACCGACCCCUCAAUCUUCCGCAGCCUCGCCGCAUACUGGGAAGAGGCCUACUUCAAGGACAUGCGAAAGCUCGGCGUGCUCAAGCCUGACCAGCUCACGCGCGUGAGCGAAUAUGUGCCAGAGAUUGUCGAGUUUACAGAGAAGAUCAUGGCGAAUGGCUUUGCGUACAAGGAUGAGAGGGGCAAUGUGUGGUUCGAUACGAGGGCUUUCGAUGGAGCGCCUACGGGGGAGAAGGAGAAGCACUCGUAUGCGAAGCUGGCGCCUUGGAGUAAGGGCAAUCGGGAGCUGCUCGAGGAAGGAGAAGGCUCACUCUCCACCUCCUCGGCCACCACCUCGGGCAAACGCAGCCCUAGCGACUUCGCGCUCUGGAAGACGUCCAAGCCCGGCGAGCCCAGCUGGCCCUCACCCUGGGGCUCCGGCCGCCCAGGCUGGCACAUCGAAUGCAGUGUAAUGGCCUCCUCCGUCCUCGGCACCCGCAUCGACGUCCACUCUGGCGGGGUAGACCUCAUGUUCCCUCAUCACGACAACGAGCUGGCCCAAUCUGAGGCAUGCCAUGGAUGUGCGCCUUGGAUCAACUACUUUUUGCAUACGGGUCAUCUCCACAUUGAAGGCUUGAAGAUGAGCAAGAGCUUGAAGAACUUCAUCAGCAUCGAGGAGGCCCUACAGCGCUUCACCGCACGGCAGCUACGCAUGGCCUUCUUGAUGCAGCAGUGGAGUAGCCGCAUGGACUUCAGGGAGGCGAGCAUGAACGAGGUUCGAAACGCCGAGGAGCGUUUCAACAACUUCUUUGCGACUUGCAAAGCACACGCUCGUCAGGCGGCAACGAGAGGACCGGCCUUUUCGGAUGGGCACCACCAUUACGCCGAGGGGGAAAAGGCGCUCGUUUCUCAGCUUGGCGAGGCGAAGCUUGCUUUUCAUGCGGCACUCUGCGACUCGUUCGACACGCCGACCGCCGUCAGCGUACUGCUGGACGUGGUUUCGAGGGCAAACACCUACGAGAAGGAGGCGCGAAAGGCUGGGGUCAACGCCGAGGUGCUGGAUAUGGUUGGGCGAUGGGUCGGGGACAUGCUGAGGAUGUUUGGGCUGGGGCACGGCCCUGUGUUCGAGGGACAGGUAGGGUGGGGAGAAGAUGGAGCAGGAGUCGCGGAUCAAGCUUCAGCAGCAGCAGACUCGAGUGCGGCUGGUGGAGUGGACCGAGAGUCUUUGCUCAUGCCCUACCUCGAGGCCUUGUCCGACUUCCGUUCCUCAGUGCGUCGUCUGGCACGACAGGGCGCUCCUCACUCUGAGCUGCUCGCUCUGGCGGACAGGUUGCGAGACGAGGACCUCGUCGACCUAGGCGUCGCACUGGAAGAUGCGGCCGAGGGCAGCAGCAGCGCAAAUGGUACCGAGGGGGAGCAAUCACAACAAAAGGCAAUGGUCAAGCUCGUUCCCGCAGCGCAGCUGAGAGCCGCUCGCGAAGAGAAGCAGCGUAUCGUCCGCGAGAAGGCUGCUCGCAAGGAGGAGGCAGCAAAGAAGGCUGCAGCUGCCCGUCUCGAGAAGCUGGAGCGUGGUCGUGUUUCUCCUGCCCUCAUGUUCAGGCCGGUGAGCGAGGGCGGGCUCAAAGCGCACGAUGGGCUCUGGAAAGAAUGGGACGAGCAGACGGGUCUGCCGACGAAGGAUGCUGCAACGGGGGCUGAAGUGGGGAAGAGUAGAAGGAAGGGCCUGGAGAAGGAGAGGGCUACGCAGGUUAAGUUGCAUGAGGAGUACCUCAAGGCGAAGGAGAAGGGUGAGGUGGAGUAGGUGGUUUGGAGACGAGCGAGAGGUGGAUGGUGAUCUGCGUAUGUCAUUGCCUGCCAGGGUCACCUCAAUAAAAUCCUUCGUCCGAUUAGAAGAGCGUGUCUUCAUCUCUCAGAUAUUCUCCCACGUCU